GUUACGUCAUAAGAAUCUAGUUUAUGGUUUCUGUUUUCUCUCUCUAAAACUCUAGAAAGAGAGAGCAAGCGUGUGGGGAUGAUGAAUGGUGGUUGAAUGAUUCAUUUCUCGCCCUCUUUGUUUGACUUUCCAUUCAUUUCUGUUUCAAUCACACUUUCUUCACCAUUUCUAUUCUGGCAUCUGCGUGUGUGUGAGAGCUUCUUCUUUUUUUCUCUUUUUCUUCUUCUUCUUCCAUUCAAUUGUAGUUAACCGUUCAAAAUCUUUAUCUCAGAUUUCCAUUUCUGGUAUAUGAAUGAGCCUUCGCAUCAAAUUCUGUGCAGGAUUUUUCAUUUUACCAUUUUUCACUUUUCUUUUUGGUUUGAGUGGACUGGGUUUGUGGUAGUCCUUUUGUGGCUGUUUGUGGGGUGUUUUUGAUUCCCCAAACAAAGUUAUCUUUUUUCUUUUCUGCCUUCUGUGUGUUUGAUUAUUUACCAACUCAGAUUUGCGUUUUUGUGUGACAAUUAUGGGUUGUGCUAAUUCCAAGCAAAAGGGGUGUCAACAUUGUCACUGCGACGGCCCUUACUAUUCCUCUGUGCCUAGAAGCUUCUCAGUGCAUGUACAUCACCCUCCUCAAAGCAAAGGAGACAGUUACCAUGUUGUGGCAUUGACAUCAACCACUCUAGGUUCUCUGGACCAGGAGCCUCACAUCAACCAUGGCAAUGGUUUAAGGUUUCCCAGUGGCAAGGUCAUUGACAGUGACAGUUUCAGGCCACGGAAUGAGGAGGAGGAGGAAGAGGAAGAGGAAGAGGAAAAGGGAAAGAGACAGAGAGAGGAAAAGACAUGGUCUGAAAUGAUUGAGCAAAUGUUGCCAAAAGCAAUUAUGAAGACUCCAAUCUCAACACCGCCUUGUGAGCCAGAGACUAUCAACACGUGGGAACUGAUGGAAGGCCUUGAAGACACAAGCCCUUAUAGAUCACCGAAGCACCUCAAGAGUUUCUCUUUUGAUGUUAAUUUCAAAGGCCAUGUUCAUGAUCCACCCAAGCCUUGUGGGUUCGUUAAGAAUGGCAACGAUUCAGCCAAAUCAAUAUGCAAUCAGAAGAGUGAAGAGGAGGAGGAGGAGGAGGGAUCAAAUGGUUGUUCAGUUCUCAAGGCUGCAGCUUCAAAUUUUGAUGAUCCGCAAGUGGUUGUUGUUUCCUCAUCAGAUGAAUCAUUGCAAGGGAACAUGGCCAGAAAGGGGUUUUCGUUUUCUACUGAGGAAGAGAAGAAGAUCAGCAAUGAUGAUGAUGUUGUGGUGGAUUUGAAGGCUACACCAUUUAAGAAGGAGAAGGUGGUGUUGUAUUUCACUAGCCUGCGUGGUGUGAGAAAGACUUAUGAGGAUUCCUGCCACGUGAGGCUAAUUCUAAAGGGGUUAGGUGUGAGGGUGGAUGAGAGAGAUGUGUCGAUGCAUUCAGGGUUCAAGGAGGAGCUCAAAGAGCUAUUGGGUCAUGGAUAUGGCAAGGGAGGAUUAGGAUUGCCAAGGGUGUUUAUUGGGAGGAACUACGUUGGUGGAGCAGAAGACAUUCAACAACUGCAUGAGGAUGGAAAACUUGAGAAAUUGCUUGAUUGUUGUGAGAAGAUUAAAGACAAUGUUGAUGAUGAGGGAGUAUGUGAGGCUUGUGGGGAUGUAAGGUUUGUGCCAUGUGAAACUUGCUAUGGAAGUUGUAAAAUCUACUAUGAAGGUUAUGAUGAUGAAGAAGAAGAAGAUGAUGGUGAGGUUGGUGAGUAUGGAUUUCAUCGUUGCCCUGACUGCAAUGAAAAUGGACUGAUCCGCUGCCCCAUCUGCUGCUACUAGUUCCCACUUUCUGCAUCAAAUUCACAAGAGAAAAGAAAAUCCAGAUUGAGCCGAGUAGGAUGAAUGUGAGUGAGAAUGAUCAUGAUGACAUUUAAUUUAACACAGGGAAGAGGAAGGAGAUACAAGAGUGAACAAUAACGUGCUCUAAUUAUGCAGAACCAGUUCAAUCUACUGCAUACUGUAUACUUUUCUUCAUUUUCCAUUUCAGAAAGCAAAAAAGGCUUGGUGUA
Vigna angularis (adzuki bean) is the source of this 2040-nucleotide messenger RNA. RefSeq lists its product as uncharacterized. The record is from RefSeq and is a predicted model, not a curated record. NCBI's taxonomy places the organism in Eukaryota, Viridiplantae, Streptophyta, Magnoliopsida, Fabales, Fabaceae. The transcript has 2 exons. The coding region runs from base 503 to 1810 and encodes 435 amino acids.